Messenger RNA from Rotaria sp. Silwood1, 309 nucleotides. NCBI's taxonomy places the organism in Eukaryota, Metazoa, Rotifera, Eurotatoria, Philodinida, Philodinidae. The record is from the annotation of a GenBank genome assembly.
AUGUCCUCUGAUAGUGACACUAUAUUGGUCAAUCUCCUUAUUGAUGAACAUUCAUCCAUCAGUAGUUCUCAAUCUAAGACAAAGACAUUUUCAUCUGAAGGUUCAUGUUAUUGGGGCAAGGCAUUACUUAUCGGUUUACUUGUCUUCGCUGUCAUUAGUAUUGUUCUUGUUCUUCUGUUUUUCACUAUUGGAAAAAAACUUAAGAAAAACAAAAAAUCAACAACAAGUGACACAAUUACAACAACAAAAACUGUAGAACUCAAAGAUAUAUCAUCAAACCCAAAGUAUCAACCAAUACCAAAUGUUUAA